Molecule: messenger RNA, 780 nt
Organism: Parasteatoda tepidariorum (common house spider)
Lineage: Eukaryota; Metazoa; Arthropoda; Arachnida; Araneae; Theridiidae
Product: zinc finger protein 239-like
Source: RefSeq, a predicted model, not a curated record
AAUCUUGUUCAUACUGGUGAUAAGCCUUAUUCUUGUAGUAUAUGCAAUAAGAGUUUUUCACGAAAAGCUAAUCUCACUCGACACAAUCGUGUUCAUACUGGUGAGAAGCCUUAUUCUUGUAGUAUAUGUGAUAAAAAAUUUUCAGAAAGAAGGAAUCUGAAUGAACACUGUCAUAUUCAUACUGGUGAGAAGCCUUAUUCUUGUAGUAUAUGUAAUAAAAGUUUUUCACGAAAAAGACAUCUCACUGCACACUGUUGUGUUCAUGUUGGUGAGAAGGCUUAUUCUUGUAGUAUAUGUAAUAAAAGUUUUUCACAAAAAGGUAAUCUCACUACACACUGUCAUAUUCAUACUGGUGAGAAGCCUUAUUCUUGUAGUAUAUGUAAUAAAAGUUUUUCACAAAAAGGUAAUCUUACUGCACACAGUCGUGUUCACACUGGUGAGAAGCCUUAUUCUUGUAGUAUAUGUAAUAAGAGUUUUUCACAAAAAGCUAAUCUCACUCGACACAAUCGUGUUCAUAUUGGGUGAGAAGCCUUAUUUAUGUAGUAUAUGAAAUAAGAGUUUCACAGAAAGAGUGAGAAGCCUUGUUCUUUUAUCAUAUGUUAUAAAAAUUUUACACAAAAAUUUUGUCUGACAAAACACAAUCAUGCUCAUGCUGGUGAGAAACAUUAUUCUUGUAAUAUAUGUAAAUAUGUAACAAGAGUUUUUUGGUAGUUUGACUCACCAUAGUGGUAAGAAACCUUACUCUUGUACUAUAUGUAAUAAAGCUUUUUCAAGAAAGAA